GCCAGACAGUCCUUAGAGGCUGCUUUUCCUCUUUGCAUUCAAGGAGCGAAAGAUAAAUGUAGAAGAUUUCAUGUGUUUAUUUAUUUAUAUGAAGAUUUAUAGAAGAUUAUCUUAAAGAAAACAAAUAAUUACGUGUCUGAGAUAGCAAAAUUGAGAAUGCUAAAUCUGCGAUGAUUUUUUUUAUUAACGGCAUGUUUCACACCUUUGUGAAACUUACCUUUUUGAAAAUUCUUAUGUGAAACAUCAUCUAUUAUAGGUGAUGGGGAAACAUUUUUAAGGCUCUUGUGCACGCACUCACUCCAAGGAAGGAAACUACCCUUUUCCAAUCCGCCGACCUCCGUCUAUUUUCGUCGUCUCCUAGCAACAACCUUGACCGACAUGUCGGAGGCAUCCAGCCACGAAAGUGAUUGUCCGGCACAAUCGCACGGACACGGUUGAGAGAGCGCGUUUUCUGAAAAGUACCAGGAAGAGAUUAAUCUGAUUUUUCAUUUGAGUAAAACGAAUUAUUCAUUUUGGUGGUUUAAAGAAUCCAUGAUCCAUCUCUUAUGAUUGGUAUACAGAAUGGGCACUCAGGAAAUCCAUUUGAAGACAGCCUGGAGCAAGAGGCUCCGCCACGCUUUAUCCCAUCCAAAGAUGCCAAUCCGGCCUUUAUUAAAAUCCCCAUCGUUAUCGCUUGCACUAUAGUGGUUUUCGUUCUUCUUAUCGCUGGAACUGCAACUACUGUGAUUUCAUAUCCUCCGGAACCUCCAGAAUGGCGGAUGGAGGAAGAUAGUGAGGAUGGACCUGUCCAGAAGAAACUGAGUGUCCACACAGCUCUUGAUGGUGAUUACAAACUGCUGGGUCCACUUUUAAUAAUGGCAGGUGGAUUCCUUCUUAUUGUAGAUAUCGUGCUUUGCGUCAUUGUCACCAAAGAAGCCUACAUCGCUCAACGUUCCAUCAGGCCAAAUUCAAAUAUACCGAACAGUUCAGAACCCAUGUCGCUAUUGGGAGGUCCAUUUUUCCUUGCAGUUCCUUCGUUGACCGACCGAAGUGCAGUCACCCCUUUUGCUUUCUCCAGACAGCUGUGGACUCUGCCCAAUGCGCCUUUACCCGAUUUCGCGUCUGAUGAUGUUCCUCUUAAAGGGUCCAGGAUUCGACCCGGGACGGCUGUUAUCACCAGAAAUCAUCAACCCCCUUUCAAUCCAGAUGUUGAAAUGCUCUCACCAACAGAAGACAGUUCCAAGGAUUGAUUGAUCACAGCUGUUAUCAAACCCAUUAAGAAGAGAUUAACUAUUUAGUUUGUUAGCUGUUCUAGUCGGAAAUAAAGACAAUAUGGAUAUUAAAAU
This is a messenger RNA of Argiope bruennichi, 1325 nucleotides long. RefSeq lists its product as uncharacterized. NCBI's taxonomy places the organism in Eukaryota, Metazoa, Arthropoda, Arachnida, Araneae, Araneidae. The record is from RefSeq and is a predicted model, not a curated record. The transcript is spliced from 3 exons. The coding region runs from base 546 to 1229 and encodes 227 amino acids.